This is a messenger RNA of Osmia lignaria (orchard mason bee), 9395 nucleotides long. It is a transcript of the gene vn, whose product is annotated as membrane-bound neuregulin protein vein. The record is from RefSeq and is a predicted model, not a curated record. NCBI's taxonomy places the organism in Eukaryota, Metazoa, Arthropoda, Insecta, Hymenoptera, Megachilidae.
UCGAGGGACCGAGGCACCGCAACACGGGGGUGGCGCGAAAUUCCUUAUCGAAUCUCGACGAUUCGUUUAUCCGUCGCUGAAACGAACGCUCCAAGAUCGAUCGGUUCGAAACGAUCGGGGACGCGAUCUCACCGAUGAGAGUCCUCGAUUCGAGAAGCUUCUAUCGAGCAUACACCUUCGAGAUCCAACGAAUCCUAGAAGAUCCUUUAUUUUCGAUAUAAUUAAACUAUAAUAUACGAGCAUCGUACAGUGUACAUAGAAGAAAAUAAUUACGGAGAAAAGUGUGUCAAGGAGGUGAACACGAGGAGACAGUAGCUGCGAGUCGAUCAGACAUAAUGUUCCUUUGCAACGAUCAACAGGAUGAUCCCGAUUUUUGAACUAACUGACCCGGUGCCGUUUGCAAGCAGCUCGAUCGCGGCAAAGGCCGUUCGGCGUCGUCUAGGAUAAUCGGGAGUAAGAUCGAAGGAUGAUGAAGAGGAUGGUAUCGCGUUGGACGAAAAGCAGACAGCCGAGAAUCUGUCCGAUGGAAGUCCCGAUCGCUUGCUGCCGGUGGUACAACACCUCGUGAACAGCGUGUCAAAAAGGUCGUUUCGUAACCGAAUGACGUUUCUUCGUUAAAACAUUCAUCAGAGAGAAAAAGAAAGGAAUCAUCAAUAGGGAAGAAAGAGAUCCGUGGCGAAUUUCGCUCUGGUAUAGAGACGAAGAAGAAGAAGAAGAGUGCGGGGUGAGAGAGAGAGAGGUGUGUGCUUGUUCGGGGUGACCGAGGUGUCGACCUCACCCCCGAUCAAACCAGCAAGCAGGUCGGAUGAUGUGGGCGUCUCUGUUUUUGGCCGGGAUCUUAAGCGGCUGGUGGGGCGCACUGGCGCUCGCUGCGGCACCCCCCGCCAAUCGGAACUCCCUCGAGGAAACGUCGAGCAGGACCACCAGCGAUCAUCCGCCAUCGAUGAGCAUCGCCAGCGUUGAGAAAGCCCUCGAUUACCGAGCCCUUGCCCUUGAUUCGCCAACUUGGAAUUCGUUGGUCGCAAGAACGAGAGAACCGAUCGUUCGAUCUUCGGAAGAGAAGAAGGAGAGAAGGUUGUCCGAGUCGAGUUCCUCGUGGACGUACGAUAGAUACGCGUCCAUCGCUGGUAACUCGGACUCGGUUGCGAAAACUCGAUAUCCGCCAGAGGAUGCGUCAAAAGAGAAGGCGGAACAAUUGGACGAGUGGAUACGCGAGGCUUUCGUUUCAUCGUCGAAACAGGCGAAUCGUCGUCACGAGGACGACGACGCGCCGAUGCCGCGUGCAAAGAUGCACGAGUCCGAUCUGACACGGCCGCCUCGUCACUCGUCCACGCAAAUGCCGUUUCUCUAUUCUCAGGGGACCGAGUCGUCCGUGGAAAGGCCACGGCCCAUCCGAUCCACCAAGCAACGACCAAAGAACCGGGCGAAAUCGGACUCGCCCCGGGAGCAACGACGUAGAUGCCGUAACAAGGGUUGUCGCGGGCAAAACUGGUGCCCGGACGUGGACGUGGGGAACAGGGCGUACCUGGCGCCAACGGUGUUCGAGGGAAAGGCUAGGAGCAUGUCGUCCGUGAGGAAACCGGGCUCGAACUACGCGGUGACGUUCGAGGUGAAGCAAGUAUACAAGAGUCAGCCCGGUUUCCAGCCGUUGCAGAAGAACGACAGCGUAAGGCUGCACUUUCGAGACAAAUCGGCGCCCGGCAAGUCGACCGUAUGCGGCUACGAUACCGACGGCAAGCAGCAGCAGCAGCAGCAGCAGCAGCAGCAACGCGAUAAUCAGAGUGGUGUGGUGCGAGCCAAUAUUAAAAGGGGUAAAGUGUAUCUAGUGUUUGUGAAUCGCGUGGGACCCAGAAACUUCACGAUCCUCGGUGAGCCGGUGAUUCGAAGCAAGAAGAACGAACAGGCGGUACAGGCUGUCGUUCGACCGGAUUACGUGAGGGAGGUUACGUUGUCCGAACUCAGGGACUCGAUAGCGAGGUUAAGGGAGAGAGUGAAGCUAGUAUGCCGAACGAGGGGUUCUCCGCCCCCGAGGGUGCACUGGCUGAAAGACGGCAUACCGUUGCACCCCCGCAGAGGUCUCAGGAUUCAGCACAAACGACGGAGGUCGAAAGUGGUGAUAUCGUCCGCGAAGCCUGAGGACAGCGGAAGAUACGAAUGCGUGGCUGAGAGUACUUCCGGACAUCGGGCCUCGCUCGCGGCCCAGCUUCUAGUCGCUCACGAUACCAGAAUUCCGGAAAUGACGACCCCACCGUGGGUGAGGCAGGAACAACCGUGCCCGAUGACUGGUGACUUUUGCAUGAACGGGGGUACCUGCCUGUUUUUCGAGACCGUCGGUGAACCAGCAUGCAGAUGCGCGGAAGGUUUCACGGGUCUACGGUGCGAGACGAAGGAUGUCAUCAGCACCGGAAGUGUGUACAACAGGCGUAGGGCGCCAUUUUCCUGCAAGCUGGGACUCUCGACCUCGUACUACUGCUAGCGAUAAUCGCGCGGGGCCCUUUCUAACACCGAACACACCGUAUUUCGAUCGUUGAACACGGUGGAUUCGGUUGAAUUACGAUCAAACGAACAGAGCCUCUCGAACUCGCGAGAAACAAUGUCGCGAAGAGGGCCAACGCGCGACCGCAUAAUACGUAUCAGGAGGCGUGAAAUAGAUUAACUGCUAACGAUGUAACGCAGUUUUGUAAGCGAGUAACGAGGAGAAACUUUAACCAGGGGAUAAUUAAACAAACGGGAGCGAAUCUCGCGAGCGAACUGUAAUAUUCGAGGAACCAUUGUUGUCGGGCAUUAGUCCUCCGUAUUUCGUAGGGACAGGUUCCAAAUGAAUUUUUUGGUACCGGGCAUUCGUACCUUCUUCUUUCUUCUUCUAUUUCUUCCUGACGAGUUUACUUAGACUUGUUCUUCUAUCUUCUUCAUUUAAUUCCUCCUAUUCUUCGAUCGUCUAUCGUUGCUUCUCUUUUAAACGUUACGACAACGUGCCUCGCGUUUCUUUCUCGAGCCUUUUCGUUAGCUAAUAUUGUUUAAGGCUUCCCGAGUGUAAAUCAUCGGUAGAAAAAUAUUUCUAUAGUUUCGAUAGCGUUUCAAUUAACUUCAUCGAAGAUUCUGAGACGCACUGAUAUCACAGUAUCGUAUCCCAUUAUCAUCGUAUCAUUAUCCCGUCAUACUUUCACAGUAUCAAACUAUCGUAUCAUCGCAAGUAUUACGAUACUUUGAACGAUAUCGGCGCAUCUUUCGAUCUCCGCAGAAACCAACGUCAGGAAUACUUUCCUACUGGGCACGUUUUACAGCCGGAAGUCCGAAACAGUAUUAACCGUCUCUGUGAAAAAAAACUUUAUUCCCGAGACAACGAACGAGAAGAUACGCUUCGGUAUAGGUUCUUGCGCACGUAUCUUGGCAAGGGAAACAAAAAAGAGGAGAAUGAUGAUAGUGGUGAAGUGUGUGUAAGGUGAAGAGUUAUGGGCGGAUUCUUUGCCACUCCCGAACCCCUUCGAUUUCAUAUCGGGAGGGUAGAAAAGAGCGUUCGAGUGACGCUCGUGAUUCAAAAGUGGUGCUUGACCUCGAACGAUCGCGAACCACCUAUAUAUAGAGAGAAAAAUAGAUCGAGAGAAAAAAAAAAAUAAGAAAGAAGCAGGCAGAAGAGUGUUCGAAGGUCGCACUUUUCAGAGUCUCCGUAGGAGAACAAUACCAAAGAGCCUAGGGUCUCGACGAGAAACGUCCUGAAAAUCGUCUGUUUAACAACUGUAACUUCCUUUCCAUCAGAAUAAAUAGCAUCGUCGUUCUUGUCAAGGGGUUUCAGAAAUCUUUCGUCGAUCGUUGGCGGAAAAUAUGAAGCGUAAAGUCGGGGGAGAAAUGGUGGAAAAAGAUUGGCGCGUCUCAGGAUCGGGGAACGAGAUGUUCGCGGAGGAACGAUGGGAUGUACGAUUUCCACGUGCCGGUUGAGAAAUUCACUCGGUAUAUUUACGCAUCGGAGACAAUUCGAGAACGGUUCGGUCGGAUCGAUUAUGCGGCACGGCACGAAUAAAUAUCGUAAUUCACUCGUCGCUCGGCGAAAUUAUCGUUCGUUUUCUUCUUCGCUUUCCCGGGAUUUUCCAGCGACGAUCGAUAAAAGGGGAACGGUAACCUCUUUACGAAUGUAAAAAUAACACAGUGAGGGAAACGAGAAAAUUGGCUGCUCGAAGUGCCGGACGAUGCAAGAAAAAAAGAGAGAUAGCAGAGGGGUAGAACAGGAGAAAAGAGGAGAGACCGCUAGGCAAACACGAUUUUAUGUAAAAUAUGAUAAUGUAAUACGCGUUAGACUAGCUAAAGCAGAGACUUAAGAUAGUUAAAGAAGAGAGAAAGAAAGAAAGAUUGAGAGUAAGAGAGAGAGAGAGAGAGAAUGAACGAGUGAAAGAAAUGAAAGAGCGAACAAAAAAUAUCGAGACGAUUAGAAAAAUGGUCGAGAAUUUUCCGAACGAGACGAUUGGACAAAAAAAAAUUCCCAAAAUACAGAAAAAUUUGUUCGAUGAUUUUUUUUUUUUUAAUGGUUCCCUCGCGUUUAUGUUGUUUCUUUUUCGUUCUGUCACCCACCGAAUAAAAGUGGAACGACGAUAUUUCGGGCAGAAUCGAUCUCUUCCGGAAUUCUCGACGUUACUGCUUCGCGAAAAGAGGGAAGUAAAAAACGAAGAAAAGAUGGGUAAAACGGAAGGGAUGGGGCGUGUAGGAUGCGCGCUGUGCUCCACCAGUCUCGGGACCCUAUUUAUGUUUUAUAUUAUAUUAUAUAUAUAUUAUAUAUAUAAAUAUGUGUAUAAACAUUUUUAAUUUAUUUAUUUAAUUCAUUAAUUUUAUUGAUUUACGAUUAAACGUCAUCUCCAUCUCGGCAACCGUCUUUGUUUUUUAAUCUUGCGUUCACCUUUCUUUCGCAUUUCUCUUUCUUUUCUUUCUUCUAUAUAUUUUAUUUUCGUUCCGCUUAUUUUUAUUUCGCGUUGGACGGAGGACAGUCACGGGUAGAUUUGCCAAAAUAUUCGAAUUCGAAUUAAUCCGUGUGACCAGGUAGGUAUACGAAUACAUCCUAACGCAAACUGUACUUGGAAAGUAUAUGUACGAAUUCGCAAACAAGCAAAAGCCAAAUGCACGAGGAUCGCAUCGAUUAACACUCUAGGAUCACAAAGUUUCCGACAAUGGAAAGCUGGUGAAGCUCGUAGCGAGACAAUGGGAAGGUAAAUGCACGCGAAACGGCCGAUUCGAGACAAAAGAUUCUUCUCCGGGAAAGUUCAUAGACAGAUUCGGCUCUGUAUCGCGUGAAACGAAGAAACGGAAUCGUGUCGCGACAAAAGAGGAGCCUCAAAGAAAGCCAAUUGAAAUUUUCAUAGCUGGCGAAAGAGUUUCGCGUCUCUUAUUGCAUACCACCGAGUCGUUUCCAGACGAGUCGCUUUUCUUUCCUCCUGUGAAAACACUUCCACGUCUGUUUUCCUUGGAAAAGAAAAGACAAGGAACGCGAAACAACGUUGCGUUCUUGUUUCAGGUAUUUUGUCAAAGAGGCGCGAUAGAAUCGGACAGGGGAAGAAAAAAAAGAGAGGAGAAACGAAAAAAUUCGUUGAAGGGUGUCUUCGUCGAGUUAGAAAGGAGAUAUUUCGCGAGUGGAUCUCUCGUAAAAGGAAGAAACCCGUAAAACCCCAAGUAUAUGGGAUCAUCGAUCCUCGUAACUGGUUCUCUUAAUCAAACUUCGCGUCUGAAACACGACUUUUCUUCGAGAUUGGAAGGUCACUGCUCGCAACUACUUAUCGAUGGAAAUUUAUCAAAAACGGAAAAUCUUGAGACUCGGCGUUUGCGACAGAAAUGAAAGACACGAUUCUUGGUGACAGGUAUUUCGCUAUGAAAAUUGACCGAAUCGACGUAACGCGAUUAUUCUCGAAGCAGGGGGAAAGCUUCUUUUAAGCGGGUUCGCAUUAAAUUUAAACCGACCGCGUCUGCCGCGAGCGCUCGAUUAUAUUUCACGAAGGGUAACCCAGUAAAUCGUUUCUAUUUUCGAGCCGCUGCCAGACCGGCGUUGUACAUUAAUUUAUCGUUCGUUGGCCUGGCCAACUUAUCCAUGAAUUAUCGUACUUUUAAACGGAUUUUCGCCGGAGUAACAGGUUGGCUGACGUUCGUGUCAAACACGUGGGAAUAUUUCGGUCGCCCCUUAUGUCAGCCUCGUCCUUAGACAAGAUUACAUAAUUUACUGUUUUUUUUGAGGUCUAACUAUAAUUUGAAAACUAGUAAUUUUACAGUAAAUUGCUUGCGGUUGGCUUUUAUAUUCCCUCGUUCGCAAGUUUUAUCGUCCGCCGUGUUUCUGGCGAAUUUUAUUUUCCACCGCGACAUUCAUCGUCAUCGUCGAUUUUUCUGAGAAACACCUUCGCGUUCGAACUUGUAUCGGACCUGUCUUAUGCACAUAACCGAAAGAGAAAUGGUUCUUUACGCGACCGUCAGUCUCCCGCGUCCGGAUGGAAAUCAAAAGAAAAUUGAAAUUAUUUCGUCCGCCAACAGAGAUGGAAAAAAUAGUUCGAUUGGAUCAAGUGGAAACUUUUAGAAACUUUGUGGUUGAUGAAUCAGCCAGCGCAAUGAUUAAUCGCGAGGCUAAUUAUCGAGAAAGGAUCCAUCACGCGGUAGGAAAAUAAUGAACAGGUAAACCGGGGAGAAAACAAAACGAGCGGUUCAUGGAAAAUUGCGAAGAACGCUCAUUAAUUAUCCCUCGGUGAUUGUUCUUUCAGCGCUAAGAGACACGCAUCGUAAAUGACCAACGAAAAAUAAAUCAGACUCGUCGGUUUCUAUUCGCUUAGAAAACAGAUAUUCCGAGCACUAUCUAUUAGAAGACGCGAACGGUGUCGAUGAAUUAUCGAGUUAUUAUUGUCAGCCACAAACUGUCGCUCGUGAUGCAAAUCACCUCGUUUGCGGAUCUCCUAAGAUCCCAAUUAGACGCGCACAAAGGCCGAGAGCACGUUUCACGCGUCAAAGCGUGAUCGCGUGUACAGGACGUGAAGGCUGGAAAUCACGUAGCCGGUUUCCAGCUUCGUCCAUGUUGGACGUUCCUUUGGGAAGGAGGACAGGACAUUGACGUUUGAAUUUUCCCAAUAAAAUUAUUCCAUCACCGACGCGUACACGAGCGACUAAUACAAUUUUCAAACAGAUUUUAGUUUUAUAUAGACCGUAGAAAUCUGAUGAGAAGCAACGAAUCGAGGAUACAAAUAACAAUGCUUCCGAUACGCGAUCUAAGGGUUGUCAGGAUAACCAGAAACGAUUUGUAGAAAUCAUGGUUUAAAAUCGAGCAGGGUUCGAUAGAAAAAGAGAGAGCUGUUCAGUGGUACAACAGAAAGAUUUUCAGGAAGCUGGUCUCACUCGAGGAAACGAAGUUCAGUUUUAUUGGGAAAAACAGUAAGGGUGGAUAGGAUAUUCUUCUGACAAUAGCGACGAAACGGUAGCUCCCCUUUAAAUUGGAUUCCAAAUAUUCCCGAGAUAUCUUUACCUUAUCUGGCCGUUAUAAUACGCGGCCACGCGAGAAGCCCGAAAUCGCGUCGUUAUUUUCAAUCGCUUAAGCGAACGCCUGAAAUCGUAUCGUAUCUUUUCUUUUAUUCUCGUAUUCACGAGGCGGACUCGAGGUACGAGACAACAGAAUGGAGCUUCCAGUCAUUUUUAACGCGACGAUUAUAGAAACGAACAAUGAAGUAAUAUUGUUUGAUAUCUUUAAAGCGGAAGAUCGUGAUAUCUGAUGAAGAUAGGGUUAAACGAAACUCCCCGGUUAUUCCCGGUGGUCACGAACGAAAUAAUUCGACAGAUUCGCGUCGCGUUUGCAGGCGCAUUAGCCCAGGCGGUAUGCAAACUGAAAUCACGACCGGUAACGACUAGGUGGCCUGCAUAAAUACGCGACCGAGCCAUGGACUAAUCAAUUGCGCCGAAUCACAGAGAAUUUUCAAUGCACCGACCCAUCCUACCGGCUCGUUUCGCUCGUGUAUCCGCGAACAGACAGAGAAAAGGGCCGAGGACAGAGGGUUGGCUGGAACUGUUGCAAACGGGUGGUGGCAUUGUCGCGGUAAAUCGGUAAAAGGGAAUUGAUUGCUCUUCUCGUUGCGUCUGUCGUUCGUCACCCUUCCCCAGACGAUGCCUGCCCGGUAAUCGAAAUUUAACCGUGUUCGAUGAUGGACGAAUAGACGAUCGAGUCCUUCCUCCUCCUCAGGGUAUCGCUGGUUUCUUUUCAAUUUUCGAAAGGAUAAUAUUCACGAACAGAAGGUCCGUACCGGAGGCUCCCUCUUCUCUACAGCAUAUCAAACUAUGUCGCGGUCGGUUUAUCCCCUGGAAAUUUCGUCGAGUGAAAACAAAGCUUCCCUCCUAUUUAGGUAUGAUUUAAUUAACGGCAAGCCGACGGCGCACAAUAGCGGAUGCGCGUGCAUAGGCGUGUUUCCCAGUCAUCGUUCAUCGCCCGUAGGAUUAAUUUCUCGGCCGACAAUCGGCCAACCCUUCUCGGGAGAGCCCAUAUCCCAGGGCUGCCGUGGCUUCGCCCUGAUGCCAGAGCGAGAAAGUCAGCAACUGUGCGGGGAAAGCGAUCGGUCACCCCGAGGCGUCUCUUCGUUAACGCCUUAAUUAGAGGCGAAUUCGCGAACGAUCGUAAACGAGACCUCGAAUGCGCAUCCCGAUGCGUACUCCCUCUCAUUAGUCUCGUUGUAUUAACCCGGCGACACGUUCCUAUUGCCUGUCACGCUUGUGCCAACGUUUCCAUUGUGCACCCUUGUCUACUCGUGUUCACUGUCAAAUUAGGUCCGAGUUUGAUUCUGCAAACGCAACGAUUCCGAAUCCGAAUCGUCAACUAAUCAAUCGCCUCGACGUCUUAAGGCGAUUCAAAAAUUUAUCCCCUACAGCGUUCAACCCUUUUCCAAAAUACGAGAUGCAACGUUUUAAAAAAGAAAACAAAAAAAGCACAAUUUCCAGACCGACUGCCCGCUGUUGUUUGCUCGACGGAACAAUAUUUAACCGGUUCCCUGUGGAUCUUUUGAAAGCCGAAUUAAAAAUCAACCGUUGGUCGCUUCGAAAUCAUCGAUCGGUCAUCCUCGAUGAAUUAUUAUCGACGAGGAAACAGAACGCGUCCGUUCCAUUUUGUAACAGGUUGCGUCCACCAGCCCGAAAACUUUCCAUCGAUUCGCGAAUUUUUCAAAUCGCGACUUUUGCCGCUGGCCUCUGUACAAACGCGUCGAGUUCGUUGCUUGCUGAAGUCGGCUUUUUUUUCCAACGGUUGUAGAGAAUUUUUACAACCGCGUGGACUCGCGUUGAUGUUCGCAAAGAACGCCAGACUCGUUGAAAAAUCCGAUACCAUUGCGAACUGCGUGAAAUUUUCGAGGUGUAUUCUCUGUUUUCAACAGUUUCUCUGAAGCUUUUCCUUUUUUAUUUUUUUUUUU